Messenger RNA from Venturia canescens, 1086 nucleotides. RefSeq lists its product as uncharacterized. The transcript has 4 exons. Bases 497 to 991 code for a protein of 164 amino acids. The record is from RefSeq and is a predicted model, not a curated record. NCBI's taxonomy places the organism in Eukaryota, Metazoa, Arthropoda, Insecta, Hymenoptera, Ichneumonidae.
AUGACGAGCUUCAGUUUUGUGCGCGUGUACCAGGUUUCAAGUUUGUAUUAGAUUGUAUGCCGACUGCAAAGCUAAGAAUACUAUCUUUAGCGUGACAUAAACGUAAAAGUUGGUACUCCUAAUUUAAUUACUAUGUGGGUAUUUUGCUGUUGAAAAAGCAUGAGAAUGUGAAAAAACGCCUUGAAAUAAUCAGUACUUUGUGUCUUCCGAAAAUAUAUGAAAACUCAAAAGCGUCGAUAUUUAAAAAAAAAAAAAAAAAAAAAAAAAAAAAAAAAAAAAAAAAUCGUACGCGGAUAGACAAAAAAUAAAAUAAAACAAAGUGGAAUAUACUAAGUAAAGAAAUAAAAAAGCGUAUAUCAUGUAUGUAUGAAAGACCCACGUGCGUCAUUACCUAUUUUAUUGUGGGACGUUAUCGAUAUCGAUCGAAUCAAAUUCGAUGAUAAUAACACGUGUUCCAAAUUAUUUAAUCACGUGAAAAUGUUUAGUCUGUAGCGAAAUGAGGCGAGAACGUUGGAUAUAUAAGCCAGGUGUGAUCGUUGCUGAAACAAGUUACCAACAGAGAUCAUCCCAACCAACAAUGUGUCAUUUCCAAGCUUUUUUUCUCGUCGCUGUUACGGUUUUGAUACCUUAUGCCGCCACUCUCGAGGAAGAAGAACGAGUAAGACUAGAAACUGUCAAGCAAAAAUGUAUUCAAGGCAUAUACCAGACGUUCCGUGAUGUAAGAGACGAGUAUGAAACCUUUCACUUCGACGACGAAAAAAACUAUUUUUCGGGAUUGAAAAAAAUAUUGUUAGACGGGUUAGAAGAUGUUAGAAGUCUUGUCAAGGAACUAGAUGAACAUAAAAAGUCGAUAGACACAGUGCAGACGACGCCGAAUUUCUAUGGACGUUCGAUACAUUGCGAUGCAAACGUGACUGACAAGUUAUCGGAAAUCGUCAAUAGAAUUCGCGAGCGCUCCGGAUUAACGAUCAAAGGACUAAAGACACCUUAAACGAUAUUAUCUGGAACUCAAAAAUAACUUAAAUUCAUCGAUGACGACUUUUGUAAUAAAACUGAAAUUAUAUUAAAAUCAAAUAAAAAAACUAC